Molecule: messenger RNA, 3668 nt
Organism: Amphiprion ocellaris (clown anemonefish)
Lineage: Eukaryota; Metazoa; Chordata; Actinopteri; Pomacentridae
Gene: uckl1a
Product: uridine-cytidine kinase 1-like 1a
Exons: 15
Coding region: 78-1754 (558 amino acids)
Cellular component (GO): cytoplasm
Molecular function (GO): ATP binding; kinase activity
Source: RefSeq, a predicted model, not a curated record
UGAAUUUGACACUCUUGCUCUGGAUUGUGUGUUUUCAUGUGAGCGUUUGCCCUUGACUGACUGUGUGGGAGCACGUGAUGACAAACUACAUUACCCACAAUCCCCCCGUGCGGUUAAGAAGAAAUCCAUCCAUGGCUUUAACCAGCCGAUGCCGGCUCCGAGGUCGCAGGAUCCCAACCGAAGCGGAGUGCGGGAAAAUGAUGUCGUCCCGCUCGGACAGUGGUAGUGGGGAGGACUCGUUGGACCGGCUGCUGCCUCCAGCCGGGGCCCCUCGCAGGAAGAGCACCACCUCUUUGAGCAAAACAGAACCUCCUCUGCUGCGUACAGGCACUCGCACCAUCUACACCGCCGGCCGACCGCCCUGGUAUGACGAGCACGGAGCCCAGUCCAAAGAGGCCUUUGUCAUCGGGUUGUGUGGGGGCAGCGCCUCAGGGAAGACCACCGUGGCCAAUAAGAUCAUCGAGGCUCUGGAUGUGCCGUGGGUUGUGCUCUUGUCUAUGGAUUCUUUCUACAAGGUUUUAUCCGCCGAGGAGCAGGCCCUGGCAGCAAAGAACGACUACAACUUCGACCAUCCGGGGGCCUUUGACUUUGAGCUGCUGGUCGCCACGCUGCGGAAACUGAAACAGGGCAAAAGUGUGAAGAUCCCAGUGUAUGACUUCACCACACACAGGAGACAGAAAGACUGGAAAAAUGUGUACGGUGCCAGUGUAAUCAUUUUUGAAGGAAUUAUGUCCUUUGCGGACAAAGAGCUGCUUCAGCUCCUGGAUAUGAAAAUCUUUGUGGACACAGACUCAGACAUCCGGCUCGUCCGGCGGCUCCGCAGGGACAUCACAGAGCGCGGACGGGACAUUGAAGGCGUCAUCAAGCAGUACAACAAGUUUGUGAAGCCGGCCUUUGAGCAGUACAUCGAGCCCACCAUGAGGCUGGCUGAUAUUGUGGUGCCGAGAGGUGGUGGGAACAUGGUGGCCAUUGAUCUGAUAGUGCAGCAUGUUCACAGUCAGCUGGAGGAGCGUGAGCUCAGUGUCAGGGCUCUCCUGGCUUCAGCCCAGCAGACGCAGCCCUUGCCUCAGACGCUCAGUGUGCUGGAGAGUACGCCACAGGUCCGAGGCCUGCACACCAUCAUCAGGAACAAAGAAACCAGCCGAGACGAGUUCAUUUUCUACUCAAAGAGAUUAAUGCGGCUUCUCAUAGAACAUGCACUGACAUUUCUGCCAUCUCAGCACUGCGUGGUUCAGACUCCACAGGGUCAUGAGUACGAAGGCCGCAGCUACAACGGUAAAGGGAUCACCGGUGUGUCGAUCCUGCGGGCGGGAGAGACCAUGGAACCCGCCCUGAGGGCCGUGUGCAAGGACGUCCGCAUUGGCAAGAUCCUCAUCCAGACCAACCUGGAUUCGGGCGAACCGGAGCUGCAUUACCUGCGUCUGCCCAAAGACAUCAGUGAAGAUCAUGUCAUCCUAAUGGACAGCACAGUCUCCACCGGCGCUGCUGCCAUGAUGGCAGUACGAGUCCUAUUGGAUCAUGAGGUGCAGGAGGAUAGGAUCGUGUUGGUGUCACUGCUGAUGGCAGAGCUCGGGGUGCACUCUGUGGCCUACGCCUUCCCAAAGGUCAAAAUCAUCACCACUGCUGUGGACAAGAGCCUGGACGAUUUUUUACAUGUAAUUCCUGGUAUCGGGGACUUUGGGGAUCGGUACUUUGGGACGGACGGAUCCGACAGCUGGAGCGACGAGGAGGACCAGGAGCAGCCUUCAUACUGACGGAAACAUCUGUGAGCCUCUGUGAAAGAAAAAGCAAAUUACUUGAAAACUCUUGUUAUUGUGCGUCCUCUUCUUCAGGCAUAGACUAGCAAAAACUUUGUUGUAUUCACUUUUGUGUACUGUACAUGAAAUUUUGUACUCCGAUGAGUCUGGUUUUAUGCAUGAGGGAAGUUCUGAGUGUUCAUCGUUAAUAUUUUAAUACAGAAGGUCGCAGAGGUGAAACAGUGCCAUUACCUUUGAGGUAUAACAAUGCAAUAACAUCAAUAUUUAUGAAAUGGAACAGGUUGCACCAGCUGUUCUGAAAUUCAGGAUUUAGUGCUACUUUUUAAACAGUCAUUUACAAUUUGGAUUUGCAGCAUUAAACCUUGUCCUGACUAGGAGCCAGUACGUAAUGUUCACCAUCGUGGUUCUGCGUGUUAGCAAGCCAAAGUUUUCCUGUGUGACAGCAGACACAGCUGAAGCUGAUGGAUCGUCUUUCGUCUUGAGGUAUUGGAUCAUAAACCAAAGACAUUUUAACAGAUUACUUUAAAAAAUGAGGCAUUAAAUAGUGAUCAAAGCUGCUAAAAUCUAUCCUCACUGAGACAUUUAAUGUCUGCUUUAGAUCCAUCCAGUAGUUGAUGAGACAUUUCACUUGAAAGCAGCCUCAUGGUGGUGCUAGAUGAAAAAGUCAGAGGAUGUUAUUGUUCACGCUCUGAGCACCGUGGAUGAUUGUACUAAGCUUCACGGUGAUCCUCAAUAAUUUGAGAUAGUUGUGUUAACAGUGAACUGAGGUUUCCGUCUGAAUCUCUGAGGAGAAAAGUCUUAUGGGGCCAAACUGGAUGUUGACGACCAAUUCUUCUAAACGCAGGUCUGACUUUGCUGUGUUUGUACGGACACAUAAGGAGAAAUAUGUUUCAGAAUCAUCACACAGUCUAAAACGUGUUAAACCUCACUGCCAUUAUUAGGUCUAACAUUAGUCAGACUCUGUCAUUUGAAGGAUUGGUGUUACGGUUGCAAAUGUGACGAAGAACUUUCAGUGUUUACACUUAUUACAGGAUAUUAUAUUACAUACUUUUUACAUACAUAUAUUACAUUAGAUUUUCAUGGAGCCUAAUGAAAACCUAUAAACUGUUUUACACCCAUAUUAACAAGACAACAAUAGUUCAGCUGGUUUAAUUGGCAGCAAUGACUUAGUGGAUGCAAAUGUUUUGUUUGUGGGAUGCAGCGUGUUUCAAAUUGGAGAUUUGUAAAUGAUACAGUAUAGUUUAGCCCCACUUGUGCCUUUCUUGUAAUUAGUAUCAAAGUGAAAUCAACGAACAAAGCAUUUUUUUUCCUGGAAAAUAGACAGAAUCGUGUUUUAUUAUGUCUAGUGAAAAAGCUCUUUUAUCAGUUUCUCUAACUGCUGUCAUUUGAAAAUGAAAUUCACGCUCUUUAGGAAAGAACGCAAAAUUUGAAUGCAUACUUUUGCAUGUAAAUGUAAAACUUUGGAAGAAACAUUAAUAUGUAACAAUAGAAAUUAGAAUUUUUUUUUUAGUCACCAUCAUUGCUAAAUUAGGAAUCAGAAGGAAUAGUGAAUACUUUAAUCCAGAUAGUUUGAAAAGCCAUCUCUGGGUUUAUGUUGUUUUAAAAUCAGUUAAUGUUAAAACAUCAAGGCCAGAAACUAAGCAAUUUGAAUUUCUGAACAGCUGGUGCAACCGAUCUCAGAAUAUAAUCUAUACAAAUCAAUUCAUUCACACUUAAUGCUGCUCUAAUAAGACAUUUUUAUAUAUGUAAUGGUGUAAACUUACAUCUACAGUAGAGUAGUUGUCAGAGAUUUUAUAUUAAAGAUGUAUCACACAGGACAUUUAUUCUUAUUUUAGAUAGAGUCAGAAUUUUACACAUUCAGGUCAGGAGUAAACACAAACAAUGAUGAAAUAAACCUUCAAUUCAGAGUGA